GUUAUUUACUCAGCCGAAAUUUUUGAAUGAGACCAAGGUCUGUGCUUGAGAGCGCAUUUGACGUAGGGCACAAAGAACUGCGUGUUUUAUUAAGGAAAAAAAAUUUAGUUUUAAGCUUCAAUUAUGACACAAGCUGAAAAGGAGCAGGACAACGGGAAAGAAAAAGAUAAGGAACGAGAGAAGGAGAAAGAGAAGGAGCAACAGCGUGGUGUAAAACGACCCAUCGCUCCUCCAGUCAUCCCAGAGCCCUUACAUGAGCAAAUACAGAGCAAUUUUGUAGUUGUUAUCCACCCUGGAUCAAGGACACUGCGCAUAGGACGAGGAACAGACACUCUUCCAGUGACGGUUCCACACGUCAUAGCACGCAGACACAAGCAAAGUGGACAGCCCAGAUGUGAAGAUGCCUGGCUGUUGAGGGAAGGUCUAAAUAAACCAGAGAGUAAUGAGCAAAGGCAGCAUGGUCUGAAAAUGGUUGACCAAGCCAUCUGGUCCAAGAAGAUGUCGAAUGGGGUGCGGAGGACACCGGCGUCAGCUGAACAGGCAAGAGCUUAUAAUUGUCAGAUCCGUCCAGCAGUUCUAGACAACAGCACCAGAGUGAGGUGGACAAACACAGCCCACCAGCCUCCUCAUCUGGUGGGAGAAGAGGCUAUCUAUGUGAAUCCAGCUGACUGCUACAACAUCCACUGGCCCAUUGUGAGAGGUCAGCUCAAUGUACAUGCAGGUCCUGGAGGCUCACUGACUGCUGUUUUGGCUGACCUUGAAACAAUCUGGAGUCACAUCAUUCAAAAGCAAUUGGAUAUUCCCAUUAAAGAUUUGAAGUAUUACAGAUGCAUCUUGUUGGUCCCAGACAUCUGUAACAGGCAGCACAUCAAAGAAAUUGUCAACAUGCUGCUGCUUAAUAUGGGCUUUUCAGCAAUCAUAGUGCACCAGGAGUCAGUGUGUGCGACUUUUGGCAGUGGAUUGAGCAGUGCUUGUGUCGUGGAUGUAGGAGACCAGAAGACAAGUAUAUGCUGUGUAGAGGAUGGGGUUUCCCAUCGCAAUUCCAGACUGUGUUUAGCAUAUGGCGGCUCGGAUGUUACCCGUACGUUCUACUGGCUUCUACAAAGAGCAGGUUUUCCUUACAGAGACUGUCAGCUGUCCAGCAGACUGGACUGUCAGCUCCUGCAACACCUGAAGGAGACCAUGUGCCAUCUAGACCAAGACAUAUCAGGACUACAAGACCAUGAAUUCCAAACACGCUUCCCAGAAGCACCAGCUCUUCUCUACCAGGUUCGGCUAGGGGAUGAGAAAUUAGAGGCACCCAUGGGUCUCUUCUACCCUACUACAUUUGGCAUUGUUGGCCAGAAGAUGACAUCAGUUCAGUAUCGCUCACAAGGUGACUCAGAGGAUCCCUAUGAUGAACAUUACCUGCUUGCUACACAGAGCAAACAGGACCAGUCGUCUAAAUCUGCUACAGACCGGAAGGCAAUUUCUAGACCAGGUGGAGGUUUGGAUGGUGACAUGAGCAGUCAGGUGGGGAUUGGGGAGCUUUCUGACCUUCCCAGGGGCUGUGGGACCGGCAGCAGUAGCGGAGGGACAAAAGGGGAACUGGAGCUUGGGACUGCACAAGGGGAGUGCCUUAUGGGGGCAGGCGAUUUGGAAGAGCCCUUAUCUGCUCAUCUCUCCAGGAAGACUGCUCUUAUCAGCCAGUUUGAGAGCAAAGCACUUGGCCUGGAUAAGGCUAUCCUGCAUAGCAUUGACUGCUGUGCAUCAGAUGAAACCAAACGCAAAAUGUACAGCUCUAUCCUGGUGGUGGGAGGAGGGCUUAUGUUUCCUGGUGCCCAGGAAUUUCUGCUUCAUCGCAUCAUCAACAAGAUGCCGCCCUCAUUCAGAAGACUGGUAGAUAAUGUGGAAGUUAUCACACGACCUAAGGACAUGGACCCUCGGCUGAUAUCAUGGAAGGGCGGAGCAGUGUUGGCGUGUUUGGACACCACCCAGGAGAUGUGGAUCCACCAGAGGGAAUGGCAGCGUUUUGGUGUCCGAAUGCUCCGUGAGAGAGCUGCUUUUGUCUGGUGAUACCAUGUGAAGUUUAAUUUAGUGUCUUGGCUGCUUUGGCUGUGUUCCCCAAAAACAUGGUGCACAUGUUACGACUAGACUAAUUCUAGCAGAUGCCACAGUGGAAGGAGGAUUAUGUUUGAGUAAACAUGUAAAGAAAGUUAGGCUUACAGUUAACUUGAGAUGACACAGCUUAGACAGCAGACAAAGCAGGGCUGUUGAACAAUAAACUCAAGUGUUUUCCUUAA
Cheilinus undulatus (humphead wrasse) is the source of this 2282-nucleotide messenger RNA. It is a transcript of the gene actr8, whose product is annotated as actin related protein 8. The transcript has 13 exons. Gene Ontology annotation, biological process: regulation of DNA-templated transcription; double-strand break repair. The record is from RefSeq and is a predicted model, not a curated record. Gene Ontology annotation, cellular component: Ino80 complex. Lineage: Eukaryota; Metazoa; Chordata; Actinopteri; Labriformes; Labridae. Bases 124 to 2055 code for a protein of 643 amino acids.